Messenger RNA from Syngnathus typhle (broad-nosed pipefish), 1338 nucleotides. RefSeq names its product COP9 signalosome subunit 6 (gene cops6). Gene Ontology annotation, biological process: protein deneddylation. The transcript has 9 exons. The record is from RefSeq and is a predicted model, not a curated record. Gene Ontology annotation, molecular function: protein binding; metallopeptidase activity. The coding region runs from base 207 to 1100 and encodes 297 amino acids. Gene Ontology annotation, cellular component: COP9 signalosome. NCBI's taxonomy places the organism in Eukaryota, Metazoa, Chordata, Actinopteri, Syngnathiformes, Syngnathidae.
GCUGUCAACACAUUAACUAGUUCCCUGCAUGUUUUGAAUGUUUAUUCUGUUCAAUAUGAAGUUAGGAACAGUUCACCAAAUCCCGUCCAACGAUCAAGUAAUAUUGUUCUUCAUUUUUCUGACCUGUACUGUGUGGGAUUCCUGUUGAGACAUGGACUUAUGGACAUUUAGCUUGUCUCUCUGCAUCCGUAGCCAGUCCCAGUGUUAUGGCCUCCGGGAUGACUGGCAGCGUCUCGGUGGCCUUGCACCCUCUGGUUAUCCUCAACAUAUCAGACCACUGGAUACGGAUCCGCUCACAGGAAGGACGACCCAUGCAAGUGAUCGGGGCUCUCAUCGGGAAGCAGGAGGGGCGAAACAUUGAGGUGAUGAACUCCUUUGAGCUUCUAUCACAGACGACGGACGACAAAGUGCAUAUUGACAAGGAGUACUACUACACCAAGGAGGAGCAGUUCAAGCAAGUCUUCAAAGAAAUGGAGUUCUUGGGUUGGUACACUACAGGCGGCCCUCCUGACACUUCCGACAUUCACAUUCACAAGCAGGUGUGUGAGAUCAUUGAGAGUCCGCUCUUCCUCAAACUUAACCCGAUGACCAAACACACUGAUCUACCCGUGAGUGUUUUUGAAUCAGUCAUUGAUAUCAUCAGUGGCGAGGCCACCAUGUUGUUUGCCGAGCUGAACUACACUCUGGCCACGGAGGAAGCAGAGAGGAUUGGCGUGGACCACGUUGCCCGCAUGACGGCCACCGGCACGGGCGAGAACUCCACAGUGGCUGAGCACCUCAUCGCCCAGCACAGUGCCAUCAAGAUGCUCCACAGUCGCGUCAAGAUCAUCCUUGAGUACGUCAAAGCCGUGGAAACGGGAGAGGUUCCAUUCAACCACGAAAUCUUGCGAGAAGCAAACGCUCUGUGCCACAGACUGCCAGUCCUCAGCACUGUUAAGUUUAAAACAGACUUCUAUGACCAAUGCAACGACGUGGGCCUCAUGGCCUACUUGGGCACCAUCACCAAGUCCUGCAACAGCAUGAACCAAUUUAUCAACAAGUUCAACGUCCUGUACGACCGACAGGGCAUCGGUCGUAGGAUGAGAGGACUUUUCUUCUGAUGCGCCAACAUUAAAGUUUGUUUUGUUUAUUUGUUUUGGUUUAUUGGGAGGAUGGCAUCAAGUCGCUGCUCAAGACACUGCAGCUUUCCAACCCUGCAUCAAGUGAAGCCCAAAAGCGUUUAGCGACACCAGUGAACAGAGGCUUUUGUUUACCACUGGACAUGAACAUAUUUUAUUCACCCCUUUUAUUGUAAUUUGAUCAUUCUGUAUGUAAUAAAAAAUUUACUGUCUGUUUUUC